AUGGAGUACCAAACCCAGCAACAUCGUCUAUUUCCACAACUUGCACGGGCCUAUGCGUUUAUUUUCGUGGGACAGGCCGUGAGGGUCAUUUUUCAACGAGUACAGAAAGACGUCGCUCAAGGAAAGGUUGAUGAAAUGGCGGAGCUGCAUUACAUCAGCUCAGGUCUCAAAGCAGUCGUCACCCAUCUGACCGGCCAAGGUAUUGAGCAGGCACGUAUGAGCUGUGGUGGCCAUGGAUACUCAAAGGCAUCCAACAUGUCAGAACUUUAUGGUGUGGCCAUAGGCGGGGCUACGUAUGAAGGUGAAAACAUGGUCAUGCUUCAGCAGUUAGCUAGGUAUCUUAUGAAAUCUGCAGAAGCGGCUAAAAAUGGACGAGCUCUUGGAAAACUUGUCGAGUAUCUCGUGAAACCUAGCGAAAAGCACUCUACCAUCGAUCGCAAUCCAGAUCACGGUUAUACUGCCCAUCUGAAAGCGUUCGACAAGGCAGCCAAGCUGCAAACGAUGAAGGCCUAUGAAAGGAUGCGAUCGCUUCGAGCUCAAGGACUUUCUGAGGAAGAAGCGUGGAAUGCAAACGCCGUUGAAUUAAAUAGAGCCGCUCGAGUUCAUACUCGGCAGUACAUCGCUCGUACAUUCGAUGAAAAAGUGAAAUCAGUAGCUGAUGGACCGUGUCGUGACACGCUCCGAGAUCUCCUUCAUCUUCAUCUUAACUAUGAACUCCUUGACAUGGCGUAUUACUUGCUUGAGGAUGGCUACCUAUCGGGUCAACAAAUGGAUUUCAUGAAGGAGGAUAUGUAUAGGCUUCUGGCGAAGUUACGCCCGAACAUCGUGUCGCUGGUGGAUUCGUGGGAUUUCUCAGAUCAUGAACUGAGAUCGGUAAGAACCCAGGAAACAGCUACACUCCUCAUUGGGUCACAGUAA
Messenger RNA from Cooperia oncophora, 918 nucleotides. The record is from the annotation of a GenBank genome assembly. Lineage: Eukaryota; Metazoa; Nematoda; Chromadorea; Rhabditida; Trichostrongylidae.